This is a messenger RNA of Aspergillus niger, 1842 nucleotides long. RefSeq lists its product as uncharacterized. Gene Ontology annotation, cellular component: P-body. Lineage: Eukaryota; Fungi; Ascomycota; Eurotiomycetes; Eurotiales; Aspergillaceae. The transcript is spliced from 3 exons. Bases 1 to 1842 code for a protein of 613 amino acids. The record is from RefSeq and is a predicted model, not a curated record. Gene Ontology annotation, biological process: regulation of mRNA stability; nuclear-transcribed mRNA poly(A) tail shortening. Gene Ontology annotation, molecular function: translation repressor activity; protein binding; mRNA binding.
AUGGCCAGCCAUAUCAUCGGCAACCGCAACAGCACGCCUGAAGCCUCCAAGUCCAGUCUUCGUCCUCCAUCGUCGUCUCGUAAUCUAGGAUCGCACCAGCUUCGUGCAUCGGCCGAUAUGUCGGGCUUCCCAUCUCCUCUGUCAUCCCGCAGCAUCCGUCCUUCCUCGGAAGUCUACUUCAAUCAGCAGUCGCAGGCGUCGAACAACGCGGAGGAUCCGUUGGACCGUGCGGCUCAGCAGUGGCUCGCGGAUAUUGAUCAGUACGAGACUACAUUGGAAGAAAUGGCCGCUGCCACGCUGGACCAGGAUUUCAAGGAUGAGCUUAGCGCCAUCGAGCAGUGGUUCCGGGUUCUUAGCGAGGCGGAGAGGACUGCUGCCCUUUACGCUCUGUUGCAGCAGACCACUCAGGUGCAGAUUCGUUUCUUCAUUCAGGUCUUGCAGCAGAUGGCCAAGAGCCAUCCCAUGUCGGGACUGUUGUCUCCGGCCAACUUUGGCGAGAAGGAUGCCAUGUCUAACCGCCUGAAUGAUGCCAUGUCCAAGUUGAACGUGGACAGCUCCCGGAGCUCCCUCGGUCGCCCCCCGCCGUCCCCCGGUGCCAAGCGCAACUCCGGGCUCGACUCGUCCACCAUCAAUGCCAUGUUCCCUGAUGCUGCUGCGGCAAUUGCAAAGAAGAAGGCUGAGUUCACCCAGCAAACGGGCAAUGCUCCUCCUUCGAACCGGAACAGCGCUGUUUUCGAUCGGACUUCCUUUGUGGCACCCACCAUUUCGGCCCCAGACAACAGCAACGACACCUUGGGCCAGCCUCCGGUUUCGCCCUGGGCCCAGCGCGGAUCUGAGCCGCAACCCCCUAUCGCCCGUCCCAAGUCUUCGUCCGGUCAUCAGCCCAUGGGCCAAUUCAGCCAGACUCCUUCGAGCCUGCGCUCUCCGCUCCCUACCCAAACCGCCACGAUCCCUGCCCCCGAGAUUGAUGCUCCUUUGCUCUCGCCUUACAAUGUUGGAAAUGCCAGCUGGGCCUCCAUGACCAACACCCCCAUGACGGCGACCUUUGGCCAGCAGCCGCAGCAGCCCCAGCAGAAUUCGCAGGCCGAUAUGGUGGCCAACGCGACUGCGAUGAAGCUGGCCGCACUGUCGACCGUCAACAACCGUAUUGCACUUGAUGAUGCUCGCAAGUACCGUCGGGCUCGCUCCAACGAUGGCCAGGGUAAGAACUCGGCCAACAGCCACGCCAUGUCUCAGGGUGGCCUGGCCAGCCCGGGCCUCCCGGGCCACAGUCACCUUGUUGCCGGACAGCUGUUGAACACUCAGCAGCUGGCGGCUUUGCAGGCACAGCAACAGGCUGCGAUGGCGGGUCGUCGCUCCCGCCCGACGUCGCCUGGAAUCGCCAUGCAGGGUGCUGGCGGACUUGGUCCGAUGGGCUUCACUUCGCCGCAGAACAACGGCUUCUUGGCAGCAUAUGACCCGAACAACCCGCUCAUGGGUAACGGCCUGGGUGCACUUGGUAUCGGGCAGUUUGGCCUGGGAGGUCCUGAGGGCUACCUCUCAGACCACUCGGAAGUGGCUCGCGGCCGGUCCCCGCGUGGUCGUCGCGGUAGCUCGAAGCCGCCGGAGGACCCCACGGACCCUAACCUCUUGAAGGACAUUCCCAGCUGGCUGAGAUCGCUGCGGCUGCACAAGUACACGGAAAACCUGAAGGACUUGAAAUGGACGGAGCUGGUCGAAUUGAACGACAAGGCGCUGGAAGACCGCGGCGUCAAUGCUCUUGGUGCCAGAAACAAAAUGCUCAAGGUUUUUGAACAAGUCAGAGAAGCCAAAGCCGAGGGCAAGCUCGACAACAUUGCGUGA